CUUUCCAUGCUCCAUAGUGGAAAAUGUGCUCCAUGGCGAACCUGCGCAGCGGCUUCGUCGCGCCGCUCAACCGUUAACAUGCGCGAAAGCGGAGCCCAUUUUGCGGUUCGGCCGUUGCGGGCGUUGUGGUCUUUGGUUAGGUACUCCUGGUGGUCUGAAAUUGCUCAACGACAUCUCGUUUCCAGUGCUUGGUACGAAUUCGUCCGCAUCUAGGUGCUUCGUCAUGAGUUCUAGUUUUCGAAGCAACUUUGUUAGUUGGAGAACUAGCAAUUCCUUGAGCAAUCCCUAUACGCACACCUACGGAAACGGUUACGAAGCAGGGGGUUAUAACCCAGAGUAUCCAUCAGUUCACAAUAACAUAGGAGGGUCGAGUCUUUACCAGCAACAGACUCGUCGAGUUGCUUGCCAAUUGAAUCGCCCAGCUCACAAUCGUACUAUUCGAAGCACUCCACGUGCUAAAAAGAUCAAAAUUGUGAAAAUUUCGAAGAGUACAGCGAAAGCAAAACCGUCCGGUAGUGUGCAGAGGAGUACUGCUGAGUCGUCGUCUUCAAGUUCACGGCUGUGCAAAGCAGAAGAGACACCACACAGUAGUGACGAUCAGAAGCCAGGAGGUAUUCGUGCAGCAUCACCUAUCCAGCCUGAUAUAUCUGUGCUAAAAAUCAUAUCGCCUAAGAGAAACAGCAAACAGCCGCGUAAAAUUCAAGCCUUGAAUAGUGAAGCGGGUCCAAGGCGAGGAACACCUGGAUCAAGCUCUGGUGUGAGGAAAAACAUGAGCUACGUGCCGUUCGGAGCUGGAAUGCCUCGAGGCGGAUUCGGAAUGAUGCGAGGAGGCCGUGGUGGACGUGGUGGUCGUAGAUACAUCUCUAAGCCCAACAAUAACCCUAUGGACAUUCCUUUUGUUCCACUUCCGGAAGAUGCACCGGCGAUCUCUCUAACUAUUGAUCCGGACAACUUCAUCUGUUUCCACGGGUUUUCCAGCGUUUUCACAACCCAACACACUUUCCCUGUGCUAAUUGAUGGUAAAAUCUACGAAAGUGGCGAUCAUUACUACCAAAUUCAAAAAGUUCACGAUCUAUGUGGGACCGUCAGUGAAAAGUUAACUGAAACGGUAAGAGACGAAAACGGACGUCGCCUCGAUGGGAAAGUCGGUUUCAGUGAGCACAGAGAUAAGAGCUUCAGCCAGGUUGCUAAAGAAGUGAUCCGACUCAAUAAUGUGGAUAGGAAAAAAGUCGACGAGUGGCGGUAUACAAAAGGGCUGGAUGCUAUGCAAAAGGCUCUUAUGGCAAAGGUCUCUCAAUCGGUGGUACUCCGUCAAGCGCUGUCGGAAAGUGGAAAGAAAAUUUUGGUGCACGCUUUCCCUGGGGACAGCAUCUACGGUGCAGGAUGCAGGCAAGCUCAAGUAAAGAAAUGGUGCGAGAGUAUGAAAGCAAAUGGAGCAACCACCAUUCGAAUACCAGCUACAUUCCCUCUGACGGCUGAGACGGUUUUCAAUUGCCCAAAUUUUGCCCAAGGUCGCAACGUUCUGGGAGUUAUUCUUAUGCAGUUAAGGGAAAUGUUGCGUGAGAAUAAAGUGCCGAUCGUUGACUUGAGCUCUGUCUUCGAUUCCCUACGCAUCGGAACUAAUAAUGUUUGCGACGCAAGCAUGGACGAUCAGGAUUGCGGGGACGGUUUCGCUAUCGGCGGUGGCAGUAUUCAAGCGAAGAUUGGUGGUGGUACUAAAGCGUGA
Haemonchus placei is the source of this 1726-nucleotide messenger RNA. Lineage: Eukaryota; Metazoa; Nematoda; Chromadorea; Rhabditida; Trichostrongylidae. The record is from the annotation of a GenBank genome assembly.